Glossina fuscipes is the source of this 369-nucleotide messenger RNA. RefSeq lists its product as uncharacterized. The coding region runs from base 1 to 369 and encodes 122 amino acids. The record is from RefSeq and is a predicted model, not a curated record. NCBI's taxonomy places the organism in Eukaryota, Metazoa, Arthropoda, Insecta, Diptera, Glossinidae. The transcript has a single exon.
AUGUGCAAAAUUUUAAGCAAUAGCAUACUCAAUGGUAUAGGCAAUAGUGAACUCAAUAGCAUAUUCAAUAGUAUAUGCAAUAGUAUAACCAAUAGUAUACUCAAUGCUACACGCAGUAGUAUACUCAAUGGCAUAGGCAAUAGCACACUCAUUAAUAUGUGCAAUAUUAUAAGCAGUAGCGGACUCAAUGGUAUAGGCAAUAGUGUACUCAAUAGCAUAUUCAAUAGUAUAUGCAAUAGUAUAACCAAUAGUAUUCUCAAUGGUAUACGCAAUAGUAUACUUAAUGACAUAGGCAAUAGUAUAUUCAAUAGAAAUACUACCAAGCACUUCAAAAUCAUCAAAGUUGAUGAUUAUAAUGACAGUCUUUAA